Callorhinchus milii (elephant shark) is the source of this 6280-nucleotide messenger RNA. Its product is annotated as disco-interacting protein 2 homolog A. Gene Ontology annotation, cellular component: cell surface. The record is from RefSeq and is a predicted model, not a curated record. NCBI's taxonomy places the organism in Eukaryota, Metazoa, Chordata, Chondrichthyes, Chimaeriformes, Callorhinchidae. The transcript has 40 exons. Bases 212 to 4975 code for a protein of 1587 amino acids.
GAGGCGCGCGUGCGACGGUUGGACAGGUCGAGCUCGAGCUGUGGCGCGCGGAGGGCGGUUGGUCAGCUGCACUGCCUGACUGAUUGGCGCACGCACGAGCGCGCGCAAGUAGUGGGCGGAGGGGAAAGCGCGUGCUGGGCUAUGGCAGCACCAAGGUUAGCGUGAGAGACGGAGGGUCGCCGAAAGACGCGAGUCAGCGAGGGGAGUGGGUAUGGCCAGCAUGGAAGCGCCCAGCCUCCCUGCCGACGUGAGGCUCAAACUUGCCGAGCUCGAACUCGAGCUCUCCGAAGGUGAUAUCACUCAGAAAGGCUAUGAAAAGAAAAGGGCCAAGCUUCUGGCUCCAUACAUCCCACAGACUGUAGACAUAAUCAAGGAGCUACAGAGGGAUAAUUUGAUCAAGGCAUGCUUAUCAGGUGUAGAUCCCUCUUUUCAGAUUGAGACCAGACUUCAGGUUCCCCUACAACCUUCUUCUUCCCCUGCUGCUUUUUCUGCUGCAUCCAGACAGCCAAAAUCCCGUUCCUCCAACUCCAGGGAUGAGCGCUAUCGAUCAGAUUUGCACACUGAAGCAGUCCAAGCAGCACUUGCCAAAUACAAAGAGAGAAAAAUGCCGAUGCCUUCAAAGAGGCGAUCUGUGCUUGUACAUUCAUCGCUAGAUGCGUAUACUCCACCAGACACAUCUUCAGCAUCGGAAGAUGAAGGCUCACUGCGUCGCCAGGGCCGGAUCACCUCCACUCCAAAGCAGGGCCAUUUGAACGUAGAGCACUGGCUUAACAAGGUUAUCCAGAGCUCCUCCACCUCAUCCUCUGCAUCGUCCACCUCAUCCCAUGUAGGAGGGAAACCUACUGCUUCACUCGCUGACCUCAUGGCGCAUACCCAUUUAGAUAACCACUCUGCCCCGCCAGAUGUAACCACUGGUGCUUCAGAGCGUCCUCACCACUUUGAACGGCCGCAGGUUUCCUCAGUCCGUGGGGUUCCUCGUGGCUUCAACAGUAGUGUAAUGGAAACAGCUGAUGGUGUACCUGUAAAUAGCAGAGUAUCCUCAAAAAUUCAGCAGCUCCUUAACACGCUUAAGCGACCCAAGAGGCCACCACUAAAAGAAUUCUUUGUGGAUGAUUUUGAAGAACAGUUGGAAGUUUCACAACCAGAUCCAAACCAGCCAAAGCCGGAAGGCUUACAUAUGACACCAACAGUGGGAGAGCCGCUAGGAGUGGUGACAAAUUGGCCUCCAUCGCUGCUAGCUGCUGUGCAAAGGUGGGGGACCAUGCAGCCCAAAGCCUCCUGUCUAACCUCACUGGAUACUACAGGGAAACCAGUUUAUACACUCACUUAUGGCAAGCUGUGGACUCGGAGCCUCAAACUGGCCUACACACUCCUCAACAAACUGAGCACAAGGAAUGAACCUCUGCUGAAACCUGGCGACAGAGUGGCCUUGGUGUAUCCAAACAACGACCCUGUGGCAUUCAUUGUUGCAUUUUAUGGCUGUCUUUUAGCAGAGCUUGUCCCUGUGCCCAUUGAAGUACCACUAACCAGAAAGGAUGCUGGCAGUCAGCAGAUUGGCUUCCUACUUGGCAGCUGUGGCGUAUCGGUUGCUCUCACUUGUGACGCUUGUCACAAAGGAUUACCAAAAGCCCAAACUGGGGAAGUGGUUCAGUUUAAAGGUUGGCCUCGACUGAGUUGGUUUGUUACAGACGUUAAACAUUUAUCGAAACCUCCUAAAGAUUGGUACCCUGUGAUUAGAGAUGCCAUCAACAAUAUUGCUUACAUUGAGUAUAAGACCAGCAAAGAGGGCAGUUCAAUGGGCAUCACUGUAUCUCAGACUGCCAUGCUUGCACAUUGUCAUGCCCUGACCCAAGCUUGUGGUUACACUGAAGGGGAGAUGGUAACAAAUGUUUUGGACUUUAAGAGAGAUGCUGGGCUCUGGCAUGGAAUUUUAACCAGUGUCAUGAACCGGAUGCAUGUGAUCAACAUCCCAUAUUCAUUGAUGAAGGUGAAUCCUCUUUCAUGGAUACAGAAAGUUUACGCCUACAAAGCCCAUGUUGCUGUGGUAAAGUCUCGGGACAUGCACUGGUCUCUCUUAGCUCAGCGGGAUCAAAGAGAUGUAAACCUCAGCUCUCUACGAAUGCUGAUUGUAGCAGAUGGUGCAAAUCCUUGGUCAAUAUCCUCUUGUGAUGCGUUUGUGAAUGUGUUUCAAUCACGUGGUUUGCGCCCUGAGGUGAUCUGCCCAUGUGCGAGUUCAUCAGAAGCCAUGACAGUGGCUAUUCGCAGACAUAGUGACUUGGGAGGGCCUUCUCCAGGGAAAAUGGUGUUGUCCAUGAACGGCUUAAGUUAUGGAGUGCUGCGCAUGGAUACAGAGGAGAAGCUCACUGUUUUGACAGUGCAAGAUGUUGGCGCUGUUAUGCCUGGAGCGCUGGUAUGUGUUGUAAAGUUUGAAGGCGUCCCACAUCUCUGCAAGACAGAUGAGAUUGGUGAGAUCUGUGUGAGCUCGCCAGCAUCAGGGACAUCGUACUAUGGGCUCCCAGGAAUGACAAAGACUGUGUUUGAAGCUGUGCCAGUGAAUACUGGAGGAGUCCCCAUCAGCGAAGAUGUCUUCACCAGGACUAACUUACUUGGCUUCCUUGGAUCUGGAAAGCAAGUAUUUGUUGUGGGCAAGAUGGAUGGACUGAUGGUGGUGAGCGGACGGAGACACAAUGCAGAUGAUGUUGUGGCAACAGCCUUAGCGGUGGAACCAAUGAAGUUUGUGUACAGAGGGAGGAUAGCUGUAUUCUCAGUGAAUGUACUCCAUGAUGAGCGUAUUGUGUUGGUGGCAGAACAGCGACCAGAUGCUUCUGAGGAGGACAGUUUUCAGUGGAUGAGUCGAGUCCUUCAGGCUAUCGACAGUAUUCAUCAGGUAGGAGUUUACUGCCUGGCACUGGUACCUGCUAACACACUACCCAAGACUCCACUGGGUGGCAUCCACCUGUCUGAGACCAAACAACGCUUUCUGGAGGGCAUGCUGCACCCGUGCAAUGUCUUAAUGUGCCCCCACACCUGUGUCACCAACCUCCCAAAGCCUAGGCAGAAACAACCAGAAGUGGGACCUGCUUCCAUGAUAGUAGGGAACCUGGUGGCAGGAAAGCGAAUUGCACAAGCUUCAGGGAGGGACAUCUCACAGUUUGAAGACAAUGAUCAGGCUCGGAAGUUUCUAUUCUUGGCAGAUGUUCUAUUUUGGCGGGCUCAGACCACACCAGACCACCCUCUUUUUCUUCUUCUCAAUGCCAAGGGCACUGUUGUCAAUACUGCGACAUGUAUACAACUGCAUAAGCGGGCAGAAAGGAUAGCUGCGGCCUUGUUAGAAAAAGCACGUCUCAACACUGGAGACCAUGUGGCCUUGGUUUAUCCACCAGGCGUUGACCUCAUAGUGACCUUCUAUGGCUGUCUGUAUGCAGGCUGUGUUCCUGUCACUGUCCGACCACCUCACCCUCAGAACCUUGCCACUACUUUACCCACUGUCAAGAUGAUUGUCGAGGUAAGCAAAUCUGUCUGUAUACUCACGACACAAGCAAUAUUGAAACUGCUCCGGUCAAAGGAGGCAGCUGCAGCUGUGGAUAUCAAGACCUGGCCUACAGUUUUAGAGACAGAUGACCUGCCCCGAAGGAAGCCUCCUCAGAUUUACAAAGCACCAACACCUGAAAUGUUGGCAUAUUUGGACUUUAGUGUAUCCACCACUGGAAUCCUAGCAGGAGUGAAGAUGUCGCAUGCAGCAACGAGUGCCUUGUGUCGAUCUAUCAAGCUACAGUGUGAGCUCUACCCUUCCAGACAGAUUGCAAUAUGUCUAGACCCUUACUGCGGCCUUGGUUUUGCACUCUGGUGUCUCUGCAGCGUUUACUCAGGACACCAGUCAAUCCUGGUUCCUCCACUUGAGCUGGAGAGUAACGUUUCCCUCUGGCUUUCUGCAGUCAGCCAGUACAAAGUGCGUGUCACUUUCUGUUCCUACUCCGUGAUGGAGAUGUGCACCAAAGGACUUGGCUCACAGACAGAGGCACUCAAGGCAAAAGGCCUGAACUUGUCUUGUGUACGGACCUGCAUGGUUGUGGCAGAGGAGCGACCAAGAAUAGCACUUACACAAUCCUUCUCUAAGUUGUUCAAGGACCUGGGUCUGUCACUGAGGGCAGUGAGCACAACCUUUGGCUGCAGGGUCAAUGUGGCAAUUUGUUUACAGCCACACAGGCUGGGCAAACUGGCUGAACAGGGUACAUCUGGACCGGACCCAACAACAGUGUUUGUGGAUAUGAGAGCCCUUCGACAUGACAGGGUGCGGUUGGUGGAGAGAGGUUCCCCCCAUAGUCUUCCACUAACUGAGUCAGGAAAGAUUCUCCCUGGAGUAAAGGUUAUCAUAGCAAAUCCAGAAACUAAAGGCCCUCUGGGAGAUUCCCACUUAGGAGAGAUCUGGGUGAGCAGUCCGCACAAUGCCACUGGGUACUACACCGUUUAUGGUGAAGAAUCCUUACAUGCUGACCAUUUUAAUGCUCGGCUUAGUUUUGGUGACACACAGAUUGUGUGGGCACGGACAGGUUAUCUGGGUUUUCUUCGUAGAACAGAGCUGACUGAUGCAAGUGGAGAACGCCAUGAUGCCUUGUAUGUGGUUGGAUCUCUGGAUGAAACACUGGAGUUGAGAGGAAUGCGUUACCACCCAAUUGAUAUUGAGAUCUCAGUGCUGAGAGCACACAAGAGUAUUGCUGAAUGUGCCGUGUUCACUUGGACUAAUCUGCUUGUCGUGGUGGUCGAGCUGGAUGGUUCUGAACAGGAAGCACUGGACCUGGUUGCCUUGGUUACUAAUGUUGUGUUAGAAGAACAUUACUUGAUUGUGGGAGUGGUAGUUGUGGUGGACCCUGGGGUCAUUCCCAUUAACUCGCGUGGUGAAAAACAGCGAAUGCACCUUCGAGAUGGCUUUCUAGCCGAUCAACUCGAUCCUAUAUAUGUGGCCUAUAAUAUGUGAACUCAGUAUUCUGAAACUAAUGCUGAAUCAAUGAAGGUGUUCGCCAGCACCCUGAAUGUCCGUAUUGUUCUUAUAUGCUGCAAUUGGAAGAAAAGCAAAGAAAACCAGCCAUGCUGACAAGGCAGAUUCUGGGAAUGGUGUGUAUUUGAAGGUCAACACUGUUGCAUAUGAUCUUUAGUCAGCAAUUUCUUAUGAUGUGUUUUGCAUAGCUCCAACACCUGCCAUAUCACAGAAGCCAUGGGCUGGCCUGCCACAUACUGCUGGCACCAUAUUAAAUGUGAAGUAGUAUUCUAGGAGUGUCACUGUAUCACGAUACAUAGGGAGACUGCAUAACCAUACAAGGGGCAAGAUAAAAGUAUCUUCACUGUGUGGCAUCGGACUAUCUGCUGAAUCAGUUGAAUGGACAUCAAAUCGAUCGUAAAGUUUGAGUCACCAUUUUUAUUUUUCAUAAAUUACUGCUAGUCCUUAAAGUUUCUCUUGCAGCCGCACUAUCUUUGUGUGACAAUGCAUUUGGAGGUUCUUUAAAUCAAAACUGUUCUUAAUGGAUAUAACUCGGAACAGACCGCAUGGAUUCAUCCUUGGCGCCUAGAUGAAUGGUCAGGCCAAUUGUGCUUCCUUUUGAAGCUUUAUUUACUGUUCACCUGAGCAAGAAGCAACGGAAAUAGUCCUGACCAAGUGUGUGUCAUAUCCUGGACUUGGAUGGGUGCCCCAAUCAUUUAGGAGUGGAGAUGUUGGCAGUUCUUAGCCUGACGAGUGGUAUAACCAAUAUAUUCAGUGAGAAUCAUGUCAUCUAUAUCACUAUUGUGUUGAGAAGAAACCAUGAUAAUCACCCUAAGCAACAGAAGCUCAUGAUCAAGCCUUUUCUUCAGAGAUUAUAUUCCUAGGCAAAUAAAACGAGUAAACUGUAAUUUUUGUGAUCAACAUGUUGUGAUACUUUUUAUAAAGUAUUGCCAUAUCAUCCACAAAAUUAGUUUGCAGCACUCUGUCAUUGAAUGUCUGUUUCCUCGCAUAAUUUCAUGAUUAAGGCCUGAAAGUGUCACAAGGGUGUAGAAGAAGGUCACUUUCUCAAUUUAAAAAAUAUUUCAGAGGGCCUGCAGUCUGACCUAGCUUUAAUCAAAGUCCCACCAUGACUGAAUUGAUGCCAAGAUCUUUUCAUGUGAUUGCCAAACACAAAUCCUGUCAGUUGCUGCAUUUUCCAUCUUGUUGCUAACUUGCACUCACACACCACAGCAUUUCUUGCAGUCUGGGGCCCAAAACACAGCACAAUGUGGUGAUUAGACAAAUAAUAAAGUUAUUGCUAAUGUU